CACGACUUCAUCACACCCUCCAACAUUUGGUUUCAUCUACCCUCUUUGUGCUUACCAUGGCAAAUCGUCCUAGAAAAUUCAUUGACUCAUGUGAUGAUCAUAGUUGUCAUGCACAUCCACCACCACCACCGCCACUUCCUCCGCCACCAACGUCACUCGAUCAGCCAUUCUCACCAUACCUGAUCUUCAUGUUCUGUGGUCUUUCUGUGUCGCUCUCUUUCAUUUGUUACCUCUUAUUCGCGGCGAGAUAUGGAAGUCGCCAAAGAAACAACGAGAAUACAGAUGAAACCCAUGAAGAUUUCGUGAACGAGGAUCUUGGCCCGGUUGUUCACCAUCCUAUUUGGUUGAUCAAUACCAUAGGUCUCGAGCAAUCACAGAUCGAAUCUAUCCAAAUUUUCAAGUAUAAAAGAGACCAAGGGUUAAUCGAAGGGACUGAUUGUUCGGUUUGUUUGAGUGAGUUUGAAGACGAUGAAAGUCUUCGGCUUUUGCCCAAGUGCAGCCAUGCCUUUCAUGUCCCUUGUAUAGAUACAUGGCUACGUUCACAUAAGACCUGUCCUCUGUGUCGAGCUCCGAUCAUCAAGAACACAAGUGAACCAACUGAGACUGUAAUCGAUUCAAGUUCGAGUGAGCCAAUUACAAUGGAGGAAACGUCCCCAGGCGAGGAUUCUGAAACUGUUGAUCAUCACGUGAUUGAAGUUGAAAAUGAUGGAGAAGUGGAGAAAACUUGUAGAAUUCUGGAUGAAACAAGCAGUGGGGUAAGGGCGAUUAGUGAUUUGGCUGAACAUCAUCGUGUUCAGAGAGAUGGGUCAGUAGCAAUGAGGAGAUCAGUUUCAAUGGACGAGUCCUCAGCUUCCAUUGUUCAAUUAGCGGUGGCGAACGUUCCUCCUCCUGAUCAAGAAAGGCCUUUGAUGACUAGUCAAUUCGCGAUGUCAAAGAAACUAAAAGGCCUUCCAAAAAGUGGAAAUAAGCUCAAAGGGACUUCGAGCUCUAGCUUUCGCAUAUACAAUAAAGCAAUGAAAAGUUCUUCGUUUGGGCAUUCUUCACAAAAGACUACUAGUUUUACAAAUAAAUGUCCCCAUAAUCGAUCUUAUUGAAUUCUAGGAGACUAUACUAUCACUAUAUAUGAAUCUUGAUGAUUGAUCCUUCAAGAAUCCUAGCUUGUACUAGAUGGUACUUAUUGUAAUUUAUACUUCGGGAACUUUGACAAGGUUUGUGAUUGGAACCGGAAGCUCAUUUACUUCAAAGUACCAAUACAUAUUACGAUUCCAAUUUCAAUCCAUGGAAUAUCUUAUGAUCGUUAAUUCAAUAACUUGAUCAUGCAUGUUGUCAUGAUUUUUAA
Molecule: messenger RNA, 1339 nt
Organism: Lactuca sativa (garden lettuce)
Lineage: Eukaryota; Viridiplantae; Streptophyta; Magnoliopsida; Asterales; Asteraceae
Biological process (GO): protein ubiquitination
Molecular function (GO): transferase activity
Source: RefSeq, a predicted model, not a curated record